Messenger RNA from Histoplasma capsulatum G186AR, 1803 nucleotides. Its product is annotated as ketol-acid reductoisomerase. The coding region runs from base 82 to 1314 and encodes 410 amino acids. Gene Ontology annotation, cellular component: mitochondrion. Gene Ontology annotation, biological process: L-valine biosynthetic process. Lineage: Eukaryota; Fungi; Ascomycota; Eurotiomycetes; Onygenales; Ajellomycetaceae. The record is from RefSeq and is a predicted model, not a curated record. Gene Ontology annotation, molecular function: ketol-acid reductoisomerase activity. The transcript has 5 exons.
CCCUCUCCUCUCCCGUUCUCUCCUCGAUUGCCUCGAUUGUCUCCAUUGUCUCAAUUGCUUCACAACUCUCUCCCGCCCGAAAUGUCCGCCAGACCCGUUGCUAAGGCUCUCCGUGGCCCUGCCACCCGAUCCCUAUCCUCUGCCUCCAGCAUCUCUCGCCGUUCGUUUGUCUCCGCUGCUGUCUCCUCCUCCUCCCGUCCCGCUGCCGCUGCUGCUGUCAGAUCUGCUCUCUGGACUGCUCCCUCGGCCCAACAGACCCGGGGAGUCAAGACCAUUGACUUUGCUGGCACCAAGGAGACUGUCUACGAACGUGCGGAUUGGCCCCGCGAAAAACUCCUUGAAUACUUCAAAAAUGACACCCUAGCCCUCAUUGGCUACGGCUCCCAGGGCCACGGCCAGGGCCUCAACCUGCGAGACAAUGGCCUCAACGUGAUCGUCGGCGUGCGAAAGGACGGUGCUUCGUGGAAGGAGGCUGUCGCUGACGGCUGGGUGCCGGGCAAAAACUUGUUCGAUGUCACUGAUGCCAUCAAACGCGGCACUAUCGUCAUGAACCUCCUCAGCGAUGCCGCCCAGAGCGAGACGUGGCCCACCAUCAAGCCCCUGAUCACUAAGGGAAAGACCCUCUACUUCUCCCACGGCUUCUCCCCCGUCUUCAAGGACCUCACCAAGGUCGAUGUCCCCAAAGACGUGGACGUCAUCCUUGUCGCCCCCAAGGGCUCAGGCCGCACUGUCCGUUCACUCUUCCGCGAGGGCCGUGGCAUUAACUCUUCCAUCGCCGUCUUCCAAGACGUCACCGGCAAAGCCGAGGAGAAGGCAAUAGCCCUUGGCGUUGCCGUCGGCAGCGGCUAUCUGUACAAGACUACCUUCGAAAAGGAAGUCUACUCAGAUCUCUACGGCGAGCGUGGGUGCCUCAUGGGCGGUAUCCACGGCAUGUUCCUCGCCCAGUACGAGGUCCUGCGCGAGCGUGGCCACAGCCCCAGCGAGGCUUUCAACGAGACCGUUGAAGAGGCGACGCAGAGCUUGUACCCGCUCAUCGGCGCCAAUGGCAUGGACUGGAUGUAUGCAGCGUGUUCGACGACGGCACGCCGCGGUGCCAUUGACUGGAGCAGCAAGUUCAAGGACACCCUGAAGCCCGUGUUCAACGAGCUGUAUGACAGCGUCAAAGAUGGGCGGGAGACAAAACGCAGCCUGGAGUAUAACUCGCAACCGGACUAUCGGGAGAAGUACGAGAACGAGAUGCAGGAGAUUCGGGAUUUGGAGAUCUGGCGAGCUGGAAAGGCCGUCCGUUCCCUCCGCCCGGAGAACCAGAAAUAAACAAACGAAAGGGUGUGUUGUAAAAAAUCUUAUGGAUAGAUGUGUGUCUUUUGUUUAUCUGGGCAACGAUAAAAAACUAUGGUGUAUUUCUGUCAUGUCUUCUGGAUUGCAUUUCAAAUGUGUUUUGAUACUUGGGGUAAACAAGACUGAGACCUCACAAGAUUGCUUCACGCAUCCGCCAAUUCGUCUUUUUUCUUUUUCCUUUUCCUUUUCCGCUUUAAAAUCAAUAACAUUCUAAUCUUCCCACUACGCUUCAUAUGUCUGGUUAUUCGCGACCUUCUCGCGUUUCUAUUUGCCACUCUCUGUAUUCCAUUCUUAUCAUGCUCGAUGUAUGUUUCCCUUAGAUCACUCGUGUCUUUGUUUACUCUGACUGUGCUGAUGGUGGGAGGCCUACAAGUGCAAACCCUCGACUGUUAGAUGGCCCAUAAUUCGCGGGGCGUAUAGUAUUGUAGUCAGUUAGUAUAUCACUUGAGCCAGUGAUUGAUGUCC